UUAACUAGCUGUUAACAGGGAGCAGAUCUCUUCUGAAGAAACUACAGCAACUUGUUGCUCGCAACUGUCCUUGUAGAAGAUCAUGGCAGGAAUAGUUUCAAAGAAGAAGGCGCCAGGGGUUGAUUUUUGUGGUGUGAAUAACUACUAUUACAUUGUUCGUUCUGACCUUGGCUGUUAUAUGAAGUCUUCCAACUUUAACAAAGGAACAGACCUGGUUGUGUACAGUCUGCAUCCAUCAUGCCAAGGAGGAGACCACUACCUUGCUCACCAAGAUGACCUCUUCUACAUUAUCAAAGGGAAUGAAUAUCGGCGCGUGUUCAACAUGAACAAGGAUGACAACUCUGUGGUCUACAGUAUCCAUCCCAACUGUCAGGGAGGUGAUCAUUACCUGUCUGCCUUUGGAAAUUUCUACAUCAUCUUCCAAGACAAAGGUGUUUACCGUCGCACUUCCAAUAUGAACAAAGACAGUGAUGCCGUUGAAUAUACUCUUCACCCAAAUUGCAAAGAUGGUCUCUAUUACUGGGGUAUAGCCGACCACUAUUAUUUUGUGAAGUCGGGUACAAAAUGGGGAGUCGAGUACUACAAAGGUACCAACUUCAACAAAAACCAUGAGGUUGCAACCUACUCCUUCCAUCCUGAUGUGGUCAACUUCCUGCCUGGUGGGUUGUCUGUCACUCAAGGUCCAGCCCUUGGCAGAUGGGAAAACAUUAAAACUAUAUCCAAUGAUUCUGAGACAGAGGUAACCUGGACAAAGAAGAUAACCAAGAAAGUUGGGUUCAAGAAGGAAAAGAUGUCAAGCAUAGAGCACAACUGGAAUGUGUCAAUGAGUGCUUCUUAUCAGUCAGGAGAUCUCACGGCAGCAUUCGCAAAGUUUCAGUUUUCGAUCAGUGCUGAGUAUGGUGGAGCAAGUGUCAACACAGAAAAUGAAGUGUGGGACGAAUUAACAGAGGUUGAGGAACAAUUACAGGCGGAAAUUAAACCCCAUGAAAAAAUAUAUAUAUGGCAAUACAAUCUUAGCCUUGGCAAGGAAGCAGUAUUGUUCUGUCAUGACACCAGAAUUGAUGACGUUCCCACACCACCUACUGAAAUACCCCUUCCAACUUCUACACCCUAACUGAUGACAACACCACACCUACUGAAGCACCGCCCCAACCUUCUACACCCCAACUGAUGAGAGCACCACAUCUACUGAAGCACCACCCCCACCUUCUACACACUAACGUAUGAGAGCAUGACACCUGUUGAAGCACCGCCCCAACCUUCUACACCCUAACUGAUGAGAGCAUGACACCUACUGAAGCACCACCACACCUUCUACACCCUAACUGAUGAGAGCAUCACUCCUACUGAAGCACCACCACAACUUCUACACCCUAACUGAUGAGAGCAUGACACCUACUGAAGCACCACCACACCUUCUACACCCUAACUGAUGAGAGCAUGACACCUAAGCACCGCCCCCACCUUCUACACCCUAACUGAUGAGAGCACCACAUCUACUGAAGCACCACCCCCACCUUCUACACACUAACUGAUGACAACACCACACCUACUGAAGCACCGCCCCAACCUUCUACACCCUAACUGAUGAGAGCACCACAUCUACUGAAGCACCACCCCCACCUUCUACACACUAACGUAUGAGAGCAUGACACCUGUUGAAGCACCGCCCCAACCUUCUACACCCUAACUGAUGAGAGCAUGACACCUACUGAAGCACCACCACACCUUCUACACCCUAACUGAUGAGAGCAUGACACCUACUGAAGCACCACCACACCUUCUACACCCUAACUGAUGAGAGCAUGACACCUAAGCACCGCCCCCACCUUCUACACCCUAACUGAUGAGAGCAUGACACCUACUGAAGCACCACCACACCUUCUACACCCUAACUGAUGAGAGCAUGACACCUACUGAAGCACCACCACACCUUCUACACCCUAACUGAUGAGAGCAUGACACCUAAGCACCGCCCCCACCUUCUACACCCUAACUGAUGAGAGCACCACAUCUACUGAAGCACCGCCCCCACCUUCUACACACUAACUGAUGACAACACCACACCUACUGAAGCACCGCCCCAACCUUCUACACCCUAACUGAUGAGAGCACCACAUCUACUGAAGCACCACCCCCACCUUCUACACACUAACGUAUGAGAGCAUGACACCUGUUGAAGCACCGCCCCAACCUUCUACACCCUAACUGAUGAGAGCAUGACACCUACUGAAGCACCACCACACCUUCUACACCCUAACUGAUGAGAGCAUGACACCUACUGAAGCACCACCACACCUUCUACACCCUAACUGAUGAGAGCAUGACACCUAAGCACCGCCCCCACCUUCUACACCCUAACUGAUGAGAGCACCACAUCUACUGAAGCACCACCACACCUUCUACACCCUAACUGAUGAGAGCAUGACACCUACUGAAGCACCACCACACCUUCUACACACUAACUGAUGACAACACCACACCUACUGAAGCACCGCCCCAACCUUCUACACCCUAACUGAUGAGAGCACGACAUCUACUGAAGCACCGCCCCCACCUUCUACACCCUAACUGAUGAGAGCAUGACACCUACUGAAGCACCGCCCCCACCUUCUACACCCUAACUGAUGAGAGCAUCACUCCUACUGAAGCACCGCCCCCACCUUCUACACACUAACUGAUGAGAGCACGACAUCUACUGAAGCACCGCCCCAACCUUCUACACCCUAACUGAUGAGAGCACGACAUCUACUGAAGCACCACCCCCACCUUCUACACACUAACUAAGGACAACACCACACCUACUGAAGCACCGCCCCAACCUUCUACACCCUAACUGAUGAGAGCAUGACACCUACUGAAGCACCACCACACCUUCUACACCCUAACUGAUGAGAGCAUGACACCUAAGCACCGCCCCCACCUUCUACACCCUAACUGAUGAGAGCACGACAUCUACUGAAGCACCGCCCCCACCUUCUACACACUAACUAAGGACAACACCACACCUACUGAAGCACCGCCCCAACCUUCUACACCCUAACUGAUGAGAGCACGACAUCUACUGAAGCACCGCCCCCACCUUCUACACCCUAACUGAUGAGAGCAUGACACCUAAGCACCGCCCCCACCUUCUACACCCUAACUGAUGAGAGCACGACAUCUACUGAAGCACCGCCCCCACCUUCUACACACUAACUAAGGACAACACCACACCUACUGAAGCACCGCCCCAACCUUCUACACCCUAACUGAUGAGAGCAUGACACCUACUGAAGCAUCACCACACCUUCUACACCCUAACUGAUGAGAGCAUCACUCCUACUGAAGCACCGCCCCCACCUUCCUCACCCUAACUGAUGAUAGCAUGACACCUACUGAAGCACCGCCCCCACCUUCUACACCCUAACUGAUGAGAGCAUCACUCCUACUGAAGCACCGCCUCCAACCUAAUGAAGCACCGCCCCCACCUUCCACACCCUAACUGAUGAGAGCAUCACACCUACUGAAGUAACUGAUGAGAGAACCAUCCCUUUCAAUUGCAUAGGGGUAGACAACUUUGGCUCUUGCAGUCCAUUCUGUUGCAGGGCUACUAAUCCCUAAUGAAUUAAUUGACCCUCCUGCUGCUGCUGCUGUGCUAAAAAUUAACGUUGUGGUUGGAACAAACUUCCAAUGGAUUAGGAGAGCCAAGUUGCCUACCCCUGUUGUAGUACCUCCUACUUAACCAAGAUGUAGUUCUACACAGAACACUAUUCAUAGUUUCCGUAGUACAACCAUGGGAAAAGCAUGGCGAAACUCUAUUUACUAUGGCAAACUUUUUAUUAGGGCGUUUAAUUAGGGUGUGACCCAGAGCGUAGGAAUAAUAAGGUUCUAGGAAGCAACAGUUUUAAUUUAGUUAUAUUCUGAAUAAAGAACAAGCAAACAACUAAUGAAAGCAGUGCUAAGGCGGCAAUUAAGAAGUAAGACCAUUCUUAACCACCGUUGUGCCUUAUUAAAGAUACAAUGCAUAUUAAUUGCUUUUUUAAUUUCUGUAAACAAUUACUUUGAUUUUAUACUACUAUUGAAACUUUAGUGAACUAAAUAUUGUGCCUGGACUGUUGUCCUGAAUUUGAAGUUGUGUGUUUUUCUUUUUAUUCUAUUACAUUGGGUUGAAUUAUCAUGGGUAACUAAUCAAAGUUGUUAAUUGAUUUAUUUGACACUUUUAUCAUUAGACUCGUAUUAUCUAAUGUAUUCAUGAAGCUUGGCUGAGUAAAAUGUGCAUAUUCUGAA
Messenger RNA from Acipenser ruthenus (sterlet), 4269 nucleotides. RefSeq lists its product as uncharacterized. The transcript is spliced from 2 exons. The record is from RefSeq and is a predicted model, not a curated record. Bases 83 to 1114 code for a protein of 343 amino acids. NCBI's taxonomy places the organism in Eukaryota, Metazoa, Chordata, Actinopteri, Acipenseriformes, Acipenseridae.